Molecule: messenger RNA, 2155 nt
Organism: Callithrix jacchus (white-tufted-ear marmoset)
Lineage: Eukaryota; Metazoa; Chordata; Mammalia; Primates; Cebidae
Gene: MTHFD2
Product: methylenetetrahydrofolate dehydrogenase (NADP+ dependent) 2, methenyltetrahydrofolate cyclohydrolase
Biological process (GO): tetrahydrofolate interconversion
Cellular component (GO): mitochondrion
Molecular function (GO): methylenetetrahydrofolate dehydrogenase (NAD+) activity; methylenetetrahydrofolate dehydrogenase (NADP+) activity; methenyltetrahydrofolate cyclohydrolase activity
Source: RefSeq, a predicted model, not a curated record
CUGCCACGAGGCCGCAGUAUAAUUGCUCGGCCCGCGCGCGCGCUUCCCUCCCGACACGGUCACUGGCGUGGGCUAUGCCUGCGCCUUCGCUCAUGUCCGCGUUGGCUUCCCGACUGCUGCAGUCUGCGCAGAGAUGCUCCCUCCGCCCUCGUUCCUUCCACCUCGCGGCAGUUCGAAAUGAAGCCGUGGUCAUUUCUGGAAGGAAACUGGCCCAGCAGAUCAAGCAGGAAGUACGGCAGGAGGUGGAAGAGUGGGUGGCCUCAGGCAAUAAACAGCCACACCUGAGCGUGAUCCUGGUUGGCGAGAAUCCUGCAAGUCACUCCUAUGUCCUCAACAAAACCAGGGCAGCUGCAGAUGUGGGAAUCAACAGUGAGACAAUUGUGAAAUCAGCUUCAAUUUCAGAGGAAGAAUUGUUGAAUUUAAUCAAUAAACUGAAUAAUGAUGAUAAUGUAGAUGGCCUCCUUGUUCAGCUGCCUCUUCCAGAGCAUAUUGAUGAAAGAAAGAUCUGCAAUGCUGUUUCUCCAGACAAGGACGUUGAUGGCUUUCAUGUAAUUAAUGUAGGGCGAAUGUGUUUGGACCAGUAUUCCAUGUUACCAGCUACCCCAUGGGGUGUGUGGGAAAUAAUUAAGCGAACUGGCAUUCCAACCCUAGGGAAGAAUGUGGUUGUGGCUGGAAGGUCAAAAAAUGUUGGAAUGCCCAUUGCAAUGUUACUGCACACAGAUGGGGCACAUGAACGUCCUGGAGGCGAUGCCACUGUUACAAUAUCUCAUCGAUAUACUCCCAAAGAGCAGUUGAAGAAACAUACAAUUCUUGCAGAUAUUGUAAUAUCUGCUGCAGGCAUUCCAAAUCUGAUCACAGCAGAUAUGAUCAAGGAAGGAGCAGCAGUUAUUGAUGUGGGAAUAAAUAGAGUUCAUGAUCCCGUAACUGCCAAACCCAAGUUGGUUGGAGAUGUGGAUUUUGAAGGAGUCAGACAAAAAGCUGGUUAUAUCACUCCAGUUCCUGGAGGUGUUGGCCCCAUGACGGUGGCGAUGCUAAUGAAGAAUACCAUUAUUGCUGCAAAAAAGGUGCUGAGGCUUGAAGAACGAGAAGUGCUGAAGCUUAAAGAGCUUGGAGUAGCCAGUAAUUAACUAUUCUGUCUUGUGUCAUGAACAACACUCCAAGCCAGCUCAAGAAGCAAAGCAGGCCAAUAGAAAUGCAAUAUUUUUAAUUUAUUCUACUGAAACUGUUUAAAAGGAUGCUUUGUAUUUAUUAAAAGCUUAAAUGGGUGGAUGUUUGUGCAUGCACCUGUAGUACCUCGCCAGGGAACAUUCCAGUAUUCUGCAGGGUUCAUGUGAUCUAGCCAAGUGCAGCCAUUAACCUAGUGAUGAACAUGGGAGACAUUGUCAUAUGGAGAAUGGACGCUUAACUUUGUCAAGCCCUCAGUUAAACAUUUGCCUUUUCUAGGAUUGCAUUUCCCAAGUGCUAUUCCAAUAAGAGUUGAUCCUCAUUUUAGGUACCAAACCUUUUGAGUUCAGCUGAUCAAACCAAAGGAAAAGUGUUGCUAGAGGAAAUUAGGGGAAAGGUGAAAAAGAAAAAAAUGGUAGUAAUUGAGUAGAAAGAAAUUAAUUUAUAUAUGUAUUGAUUGGUAACCAGAUUUAUCUAAAUAGAACUGAAUUGGCUAGGAAAAAAACCUACAUGUUGUUUUGCUAAGCUGUCUUUUUGAGGCUUAGUCAGUCACUGGGAAAAUGUUUAGGAUUGUUCCUUGCUAUUAGUCCUCAUUUUAUGUUUGUUACCCUUCAGUAAGUUUUCUCGAUUUUAGUUUUCUAGGAUUGAAAGGCUUCUUUUAUACAUUAUUCAUGUGUAUUGUCAUAUUUGUUUUUUGCUAUAUACUUUAACUUCAUUGUUAAAUUUUUGAAUUAUAUAGUUUCUUUGGUAUAUUUUAAAAUCUAUUUUUGAAAAACAAACUUGGCUUGAUAAUCAUGUGGGCAGCUUAGGUAAGUUUGCAACUUACUUUUCCACCAAAGAACUGUCAGCCGCUGCCUGCUUUUCUGUGAUUCACCCUGUUGACUUUUCCAGAAAAUUUUUAAGAGUUUGAGUUAAUAUUGAAUUUAAUCAGACUUUUUGAUUAAAGAUUAUUUUUCUCUUUUUUAAUAAAAUACAUCUGUCUGGUAUGGUA